Molecule: messenger RNA, 1044 nt
Organism: Marasmius oreades (fairy-ring Marasmius)
Lineage: Eukaryota; Fungi; Basidiomycota; Agaricomycetes; Agaricales; Marasmiaceae
Exons: 3
Coding region: 1-1044 (347 amino acids)
Source: RefSeq, a predicted model, not a curated record
AUGGUAGAGGCUGCAGAAGAUGGGGCAGCCAGGGAAGAUGUUGAGUAUGACGAAAAUAGUACAGGAGAAUGGUCCACGCUGUACGGUGGCUUAGAUGGUACUGGUAUGGAUGAUGGGUUUGAUAGCGUCAAUGGGAUAGUUGGAAUGGAUCUCGAAAUUUGUGCAAAUCUUGCAUCUAUCAGCUAUCCUCUCCACGAAUUGACCCGCAACUCUCAUUUCCCUUCAACUAGUGUUAAAGUGAUGCGUCUCAGCGACGCGUUGUCACUCAGUACACGCUGGAAAGAGCUACUACCAACCCUGGUAGACUCCAUCCUUGUUUAUCACAACAAGUCUGUGUCAACGUUCGAUCCUUUACCCCUACAAUUCACGUGUCGUUGUUCAACUGGGGUAUGUAAUCCAAGGCAAUCAAAAUUACAGUGUUACACUUUGAGCAGUUAUCGUGAUAUUGUAGUCCCUCAUUGUGAAUGCAUAUCAUUACCUCAGGCUUUGAUUCAACAAGGAUUGUUCCCUGCAUCUCCUUCGCGUCCAUGGACGGCAUUCUCCAUUGACCUCCUUGACAUGUACCAUAGGUUGUGGCAGUGCUCCUCUGACGCGAUCACAUCCUUCUCUAGCUGCCUUGUAGCAAUAUACAAGCAUCGUGGGUUUUCAUUAUACAGUGAAAUGGGAAGCGAACAACAGGAUCCAGUCCGGCGACCAUUGGGGCAAGCCAUACAGUGGUAUGACUGCCUUGUAGGCAUGGUAGAAUGCCAGGUAUUCAGCAUCAUUGAUGCUUGUAUUUCCGAGGGCCUUAGUAGUCAUUCCCCCACCACUCGACGCUCAGAUUCUACAGCCUCUGAGUCAAUUAAUCCACAGGCAGCUAUUGUUAUGACCACUACACCGGGAUCUACCCCCUCUGAACCAUCCGAUCUGCGGGCGGCUGUCAACAACACUCCCGGCCUUUCUGAUGAAUCGGUCAAGGUCAAGGUCGAGUGCACCGCAAUGCUACAACAUCUGUGUCCUUGCUGUUUUGGUGGUCAUGACUUCGGACGUUCGUUUGACGAGUAA